CCUAAAUCGCUGCGUUUCUUUUUGUAGUUCCUCCAGGAUCCCGACGAAGAAAUGGCCAAAAUUGAAAUGAGUAGGAAAAAGCAAUACGAAAACCAGCUGUCCUGGAAUAACAUUAACAAAGAUCCUCAUAUGCUGAUUCCUACUCCAGAUAAAGAUGAUGAUCCGGUUGGUGUUGAUUACUCUCACUUCAUACAUCUGAAUGUUGCUUCAACUAGAUCUUCACCACUACCAAUUCUGGGCUGGGCAAACAGAGAUGAUGUAUGGAAAAACAUGAUAAACAAAGAGGAGACAUAUGUGAGGGAUAAACUAUAUAUGCAAAGGCACCCUCUCCUGCAACCUAAAAUGCGAACAAUCCUUCUAGACUGGCUAAUGGAGGUUUGUGAAGUCUACAAGCUUCAUAGAGAAACUUUUUAUUUAGCACAAGAUUUCUUUGAUAGAUUUAUGGCAACACAACAGAAUGUUGUAAAAACACUAUUGCAACUUAUUGGGAUCUCUUCUUUAUUCAUAGCAGCAAAGCUUGAGGAAAUUUAUCCACCAAAGUUGCACCAGUUUGCCUAUGUUACAGAUGGAGCUUGUACAGAAGAUGAAAUCCUCAGUAUGGAAUUGAUCAUUAUGAAGGUAAUAUUUCAAAGCAACAGGAAAGAAAGAAGAUAA
Molecule: messenger RNA, 654 nt
Organism: Meleagris gallopavo (turkey)
Lineage: Eukaryota; Metazoa; Chordata; Aves; Galliformes; Phasianidae
Source: RefSeq, a predicted model, not a curated record